AUCUGCACCACUCUGAUCUAGAACCUUGGGUUGUGUCGCCUUUUCUACGUCAGUGUGUCCUUCGCCUUUAAGACUGGUGGCACAAUACUUUGACUUACCUGCAGUAACUAUCAAUGAAGGAAGAGGAGGAGAAGGGUUUUUUCAACUGAGCAAAAAAGGAAUACCAGCGACUUCCGCACUCGCUUCAGUCCUCCGAUCCAAACUGGAAAAAAGGAAUGAUAACGAUUUUAGACACAUCUGCCAACAAAACAAUAUAGUACAGUACUUUGCAACACUGAAGGAGUUGUUUCAGUUUUUUUUUUUAGUUUUGUAAGUUUUUAAAUCUGUCUGAUUGUAAUUUGAAACCAAACGCAUUUCCAUUGUCACCUACAGAGUGCUGGGAAACGGUCGGUGAUUUUUUUCUUUCUUUUUUUUUUUUUUUUUUUUAAGACAAGAAAGCGCAACUUGACAACAUGGAACACUUUUUCGACAGCUUUUUUAUCCUAUCUACAAUUUUUGCUAUUUGUCUUGGGCGGAUAGUAAAGGUUCCUGCUGGUCCCUUGAUCCGAGUGGAGGGUAGGGACAUUGUCAUCCCCUGCAAUGUCAGUCACUUUGACGGUCCCCCCGAGCAGGAUUUCGACUGGGAGCUGACCCAGGACUCGGGCUCUAAAAUACAGGUGGUCAGCACGCUUGACUCUUCCUUCACUGAUAAGUCUUACGAAGACAGAGUGAACAGUGGAGAGAUUGCUGUGGAGCGAACCAGUGCCAGCUCUGUAGUUCUCAGGAUUAAACACGUGAAAUUAACCGACAGUGGGAAAUACAAGUGCCUCACUCCCAGCACAGAUGCCUCAAUUAGUGGAAACUAUGACGCGGAAGUCGAACUAAGAGUUAUUUCAGACAGCCUGAAAGUUGCAGCACCAAAAUCUAGAAGUAAAACAGGAAGUAUAACAGAAGGCAGCUCGUUCGACCUGCGUUGCACAGCCUCACAAGAUUCAGUGGAAGGCACCCAUCUCUCGGUCACCUGGGAGGUAAGAAGAGGCGCCGCUUCUGAGAAGAUCCUCUCGCUCAAUCCAGAUGGAGGGGUUAUGGCUGGAAGUGGCUACAGCCAGCGAUACCAGGCCGGAGGUGUGCGCUUGGAGCUGCUGGGCAACGGGGUAUACCGCCUGGUGGUCUCGCAUGCUCUGCCUACAGAUGAAGGCACCUAUGUCUGCGUGGCCGGCCAAUGGGUGAAAGACGAGAGUGGUGCCUGGAAAAACAUCCUGGAGAAGAGCACAGACGUGGGAGAGGUUAAAGUGACGCCCAUUGCGUCAUCCUUAAUGGUUUCAGUUGGAGGAGGCAAUGUUACCUUAAAUGCAGACUCGACACUUGAAUUAACCUGCACUGUUGCAACAGCAAACAGUGACGCCAUCCGCAUGGAGGUCACAUGGUAUGUCAGCCCUACUCCCAGCACAGACCAGGGUAGCUCACGGUUGCUGGUGCACAUGGACCGUGACUCGGUGGUGAAUGGAUCAGACGCCGUCACUGUCAGCCGUGUAAGUGCUGAUGCCACCCGACUGGUGUUCAGAGAAGUUGAAAAGACAGACGCAGGGUAUUACUUCUGCAAGGUGGUCGGGUGGAUGCCACAGUCUGGCGGGACGUGGUACAAAGCAGCGGAGAAGACCUCGACAUCUGUCCGCGUGACAGUUACUUUGUUAGAACCUACCUACAGUGUUCUCCUUAGCGCCCCCACCACUCCACAUUUCUCAGAUGACCCAACAGAGCUGGAGUGUAAAGUGACUGAUGUUCAGAAUGCAAAUGGUACCCGCAUGACUGUUUCCUGGCACUACAGGAAACCCACACCCGCUGACCUGCCCGUCAGUGAUGACCUGAUCGCCACAAUGGACCAGAACUGGGACCUACAGGCUGGGGAAAAGUAUAAGGAGCGUGUGGGGAAGGGACACAUUGUUCUCACCAAGCUAGACCCAGCCGUUUUUAAACUUCAAAUCCUGCACACCCGAGACACUGACAGGGGAGAGUAUUUCUGUACUGUAUCAGCAUGGGCCCAAACAAAAGAUCACAGCUGGGUGAAGACCAAGGAUGUCUCGUCCAGAAAUCUCCCAGUAUCCUGGGAUCAAGAAGAUCCAAGUCUCACAGUUGUUGCUACGCCUCUUAAAGCCGUUUUUUCUGGGGGAGACACCUUUGAGAUGGCUUGCAAGGUUACUGGCAAGAAACUGAAGAAUCCAAAGUACUCCGUGCUCAUUAAUGUGGAGGAGCCUUCCAGCAGGAAGAUCAGGAAGAUCAUGUCUAUGAGUCAGGACUCGGUGACUCGUCUGGAGGAGUGGAACGAAAAGAAUCGCCUGGACAGCGUAGUCCUGGAGAAAUCCAGUGCGGACGAGUUCCGCUUUAGAAUGUAUGGAACUCAGAUCUCUGAUGCUGGGUACUACUACUGUGAGGUCACAGCCUGGACGCCUGAUGCCGGGAACACAUGGAGUGAGGCCACCAGGGGUAUUUCAAACAAGGUGAAGAUCGACUUUGAAAAUACAGGUCCAGCAUUCAGUGUGUCCCUUCAUUCAGACAGACUGACGGUAUACCCUGGGGAGACUGUGAAAAUCGAGUGCGUCAUCACUGUUCAUGGGGCAGCGGCUGGUACAGAUAACAUUUCCUAUGAUGUGAAAUGGUCAGUGAGCACAGAAGACAAGUCGGUCUUCCUGGUUUCAAUGGACCGAUGGGGUGUCAGGACGCUGACUCCACGCAAUGGCAGCAGUGAUUGCAGUCUGGAGAGGAUCAAACCCAGGACGUACCGCCUGAGUAUUCACAACACCGAGGACACUGAUCGCGGGAACUAUCACUGCUCCGUGACACCCUGGAUCCAAACCUCCGACGGAUCCUGGCAGAAAUCACUGGAGAUCCAGUCUGAGCCUGUUCUCUUAAAAGUGGACUUUGCAAUGUUGGAAUCCCUGAAGUACCCCUUGCUGUUGGGAGCUGCUGCUGCACUUUGUGUUGGGCUCCUGGCCAUGCUGAUUGGUUACAUUGGUGCUCGAUUCUGCUGUAAGAACACUUUGCAAGGUGACAUGAGGGUUAACCGGCAGUUAUUGUCCAUGGAAAUGCACUGAGCAGGAGAGAAAGAAGGCAAGAACUGGACAAUCCGCACAGAGCCGUAGUACCCAUCUAAACAAAGUGACGCCUUUAAACUGUAACCCUUUUCUCCAAGAUGCUGGUGCAGAAAAAAAAGGCUCCUGCAAAUAUAUGUUCCAUUGCACUUACAGAACUAGAAAGAGACGAUAUUCCAGUCCUUGUGUGCUGCAUUGCUGACAGCUACAGAAAUGCAGAUUGAAUUAAAGCUGGUCAUCAGCCUUCUAAUUGCCUGCUGCUCUGCGACUUCAUUAAGGGGGGAAAGAGAACCACUUCUUGAUUAAAAGAGACUUCUAUCUAUGAAUGAAUAUUGCACAAGACUCAGGAACUGUUUCAAUGAGAGUUUUGGAACACCUUCCCUCAUUCGAAACAGACUAAAUUACAUUUUGUUUCCAAAAGAUUUAUGAGGUUUAGUUGGAAAUACAAGAUAUCGUAUCAGAUCUUGCAAAGAUAUUGAUACCUACCAAAGGGAAUGGAUUUGACAUUGGUUACAGUAUUUUACAGCCUUUUAGAUUGUAACAAAAUUGUUAAUCUGAGGAAAAAAUGCAAAAGCAUGACUAUGAAUGUUGAAGAAUAUUGUAUCAAACUCCUGCUGUUGCAAUGCUUUACAAAGUGUGACCUUUAGAAAGAAAAAAAACAUACUGAAGACUAUUAAUCCUGCAGUCUCAACUCCACAGUAAAACAUUUUCUUUGUGUUGCUAUUUUAAUAAGAUUCUACUUUUUAAGAGUGAAGACAUUUAUUUUUUUACAGUCUGUUUUAAAGACUCACUGGUGCAAGUAGAUGUUACUGUUAUAAAAGUUGUGCCUUAGUGAGGUAGUUUUUAAAUGCAAAAAAUGAUUUGGCACAAAGAUGUUAACUUCUACUUUCUGGUUUUAGCAUGGCUUUUUCAUUUGAAGAAAAGUGCUGGUGUGUUUCGCAUCUGCAGGUGGGUAUAUUGAUACUGGGAUUGAGUGCAGCUGAUUUAAAAUAAAACAGUUUUAAUACAAAUAUAGCAGAAGAUUAGGUAGCUGAGUAGCCAUGGCUCAAGUGAAACGGAAGUUAUAUUUUUUAAUUUUUUUUUUUUUAGUGUUGUGUUCCGAUUACUAGGUUUGCUGGUAUCAUGUACAGCCCCUGAACAAAAAGCUUGAUUCUAAAAUGAACAUCUGGUCAAUAGCAUUAGUAAGUAUGUAACUGCAUGUUAAUUUUUAUUGAGAAAUACAUACUUUUAUAUUGCCAUCUGACCAUGUAAAAUUAGGGGGUAUCCUUUUAUUUGAUUUUUUUUUUUUUUUUUUACAAAUAUUUUGUUUUAUUUAAGGAGCUUACUUUUCUGUUGUUUUCAGAUUUAUUAAACAGAAUAAGAUUCUUUCCUAUUCUUAACUUGUGAACUUGGGUGUGAGUCGGGUUCCAAAAUGCCCGGGUGCUGGCCCUGAAUGUGAUGUAAAUUAUGAUUUUGUUUUCAGAAGUGUCUUUAAUGCUAGUGUUUAAAAAGGAUACACUGAUUUUUCUGAACUUGUGUUUUUUAAUAUUUUUUGUAUUAACAUUGGGUAUUAAUCUGCUACUUGGCAUCAGAAAUAUAGUUAAAUUUUAAACCUGUGACUGUUCAAAUAAACAACCUUAUUUCUCUUGUAGAUUCUGUACAUUUAGAGGACAAGUUAGGUCGCAGCUCUUGGCAAACAAACAGACAAAAUCAUGUUGAAUUGGACUGGUGAAAAAGAAUAUAUGGCCUGCAUAAGAGUCCUAGCCAGUGGAAAUACAUGUAUUGGUACUUUACCCUUCAACUGUAUGCAUGUGUAUUGGUUCGUAUUAUCAGUUGAUUAAACCAAACGCAAAUAAAAUAAACUGUUUCCCUUCUAAUAA
Acipenser ruthenus (sterlet) is the source of this 4927-nucleotide messenger RNA. Its product is annotated as prostaglandin F2 receptor negative regulator. NCBI's taxonomy places the organism in Eukaryota, Metazoa, Chordata, Actinopteri, Acipenseriformes, Acipenseridae. The transcript has 9 exons. The record is from RefSeq and is a predicted model, not a curated record. The coding region runs from base 453 to 3071 and encodes 872 amino acids.